GGACCCGACGUCUGAACGUCUGCUUCGAGCCGCCGCCUGUCGAGAGAGAAGAAGCCAACGCGUGUGUGGCUGUCUUUGCUCGUUCUCUGACCGCCCCUCCGUCGCUUCUCCACCCGCUCGCGUCGCCUCCCGACCGAGCUAGACUCUGCACCCUUCGCUCGCCCGACUUACUUCCGUUAACGGGCGUUCUCAAUAUGAGCGCCGCCUCAGCCGUCUCUACUACUCGCCCCGAGCAUCUGCCCGGGAUGUUCGGGACAACCAUGACGCCGCCGUCUCAACGGCGUCUUUUUCUCGGCGCGUAGGCGCCGGGAAGCCGCCUCCUGACGUGCUCUCGGCGCCGUGGCAAGCCGCAGACUCGCUCCUGGAUUUGGACGAGAAUGAUGGUCUGUCGCUGCUGCCUGAGAGCGCGUUGGAGGUGGCGACAGCUUGUCGGGACUUGGUCGUGGACAAGCUGAAUAAGAGGAGGGAUUUUGUGGUGCAGGAAGGAGAGAGGGAGAAGACUAAGGAGGAAGACGCGGAGCAAGUGGAGGACUCGCUCAAUGUGGACGAAAUCAGCGACUUGUUCUCGUGUGUAGAGCGAGAGGAGACGUCUGGUGUGGAUUUUAGUGUGUUCAUCGAAGAAGCGGAUGAUGUUAACGUGGAGGAGAUUAAUCAGAUGCUCUCAAGCUUUGAUAACAGCAAGGCGUGCAGUACUGACGACUUGGAGCUGACGACGUCGUCCCCUGUGGAUGUUGUUGACACGAAACAGCUGGAGUUCGAGAUGGAAGAAAAUGUGAAGACGUCGCUGGAGCUUUGCAGUCCAUUUGGCGACGUCGUAGCUAGACUCGAAGAGGAAGAUGCAGACGCGGAGAAUGUUGCCAUGUUGUCGGAGAUUUUCUCUGCAACGUUGGAGGACAAGGACGCAGCUGAGCCGGUAGUUGAAUUGCCACCGACGUAUUCGGUCGCCGACUAUGAGGACGCCAAGAAUGUAGGUUUGGUGGCAGAGCUGUUCACCUCGCUUGAGGAGAGCAAUGAAGUUGGCCAAGAAGUGGAAGUAGCAGACAAAUCGACGACGCAGGAUUGGAUUGAUGCCUUGGAGGUGGACAACGUGGCUUCGUUGUUCUCCGAGCUGGAGCAGGCAGAGAAGACGCAGACGGCAGCACCCACAUCGGUCACAAUGGACUCGCGGAUCUUCGUGCCCAAGUUCUCUGUGCGAAUCGAGGGCGGUCAGCGACCAGGAGAACGUCGGCCAGUAGUUGGCCCCAGCAGCCAUCUGCUUGUAGGUCCGCCUGGCGUCUUAUUGGCUGGCCCGCCCGCCGCGUCCCGCGAGGAACGCGUCGGUCGCUGGAAGUCCAAGCGGAAGACACGGUCGUUCUCGACCAAACAGCCCGACCCGACGCUCUCCAACACGAGACGCGCCAGCGCCGCCAAGCGCCAACGCGUCAAAGGCCGCUUUAUCAGUGACACAAAUACGUUCGUCUCCAUCACCGCGCUCCAGAGGUGAUCCAAUUCUCGCAUCGAUUCCUAGACCAGCUUUCCCCUCUUAAAAUGCACUGAAAACUUCCAAAAGGAUUCUA
This is a messenger RNA of Phytophthora infestans T30-4, 1556 nucleotides long. RefSeq lists its product as uncharacterized. NCBI's taxonomy places the organism in Eukaryota, Oomycota, Peronosporomycetes, Peronosporales, Peronosporaceae. Bases 1157 to 1483 code for a protein of 108 amino acids. Gene Ontology annotation, molecular function: protein binding. The transcript has a single exon. The record is from RefSeq and is a predicted model, not a curated record.